GUUAACAUCGGUUACAAUUAUUCUAUCGUCCGGUUAGUUCGACAAAAAUAUGUUUCGGAAUAUAAAAGCUAAAUUAUUUUCUAAGUAUUUAUUUUAUACUAAUACAGCGUCGUGCGGGAUAUUGUUAGCAACGGGAGAUAUAAUUGAACAAAGAAUAGAAAUGAGAAAAUCUCAUAAAUUGCACGAUUGGAGACGGACUUCUAGAAUGUUUACUGUCGGAUUUUGUAUUGGUCCAUUUAAUCAUUUAUGGUACACAAAUUUAGACAGAUGGAUGCCUGGUACUAGUCGUAAAAUUAUUUUAAAAAAAUUAUUAGCUGAUCAAAUCCUUGCUGCACCUAUAUUUUGUUUUAUAUUUUUUAUGGGAAUGGGCUUAUUAGAAAAGAAAAGACUAGAACCAAUAUAUAGUGAAUGGGUUCAGAAAUUUCCCUUUAUAUAUCUUAUGGAUUGUAUAUUUUGGCCACCUGUACAAGUUGUUAAUUUUUCAUAUGUUCCAACAAAAUACAGGGUGAUGUAUGUUAAUUCUUUUACCCUUCUUUGGGAUACAUUUUUAUCAUUUUCAAAACAUACUUUAUGAAACAACCAUGUCUAAUAUUCCAAAUAUAACUAGAUCAUAAAUUAAUUUUCAAUGCAAUAUAGAACUUAACUGUUUUAUAGUAUUUGUGAUAUAAAUAUAUUAUUUUGAAAUUAUUUUUGAUAUUUUUAUUAUAUGAAUUUAAUUAUUUUUAUAUUAUUUGCUAGAAAAAUAAUCAUGUAAUUACAGACAUAAUACUCUUCAUAAAUAACUUAUUUAAAAUCUAU
Gordionus sp. m RMFG-2023 is the source of this 798-nucleotide messenger RNA. Its product is annotated as mpv17-like protein 2. Gene Ontology annotation, biological process: cellular response to reactive oxygen species; mitochondrial ribosome assembly. The transcript is spliced from 5 exons. NCBI's taxonomy places the organism in Eukaryota, Metazoa, Nematomorpha, Gordioida, Chordodea, Parachordodidae. The coding region runs from base 50 to 574 and encodes 174 amino acids. The record is from RefSeq and is a predicted model, not a curated record. Gene Ontology annotation, cellular component: membrane; mitochondrion; cytoplasm.